UAGUAGAGUUUCAUUGUUUUUAUUUUUCUUUUCCCUGGGCAUUCAUACGAAGCAAAAUGUCUUUAUUUGUAUUUGACACAUCGGGAAAUCAGGAUCUGCUGAAAACAGACUCCUUGACCGCGCCAAAAAUUAACAAAAAGCAGCGUCAGGUCAUAAGUGAAAAGGAAACUUCAAGCUUAAGUUCAUUUGCGGCAGAGUUGAAAAAUGAGGAGAGUGAUGGUGAAAAGGAACAAUAUGACUUCUUUGGUCUACCACAUCCUAGCGUGGACAUUUCCUCCAUAAUUGAGAAUACCUUAUCGGUGAGCCGCAGAAAACCCACUCAAGUAGAACUGGAAAUGGAUCAUGUUAUUUCCAUGUCUGACGAAGCGGAACGCAAAAAGAAAGAACCCAAGCCGAAAUUAAAGAAAAUGAUAGACUUGGACCACUCCGAUUUCAAUGAAUUUACAGGAAAGCGCGAUGAAUCACAAAUCUUCAAAACUGACAUUCAAAAAGAAAUUGCCAAAUCCGAAAUGGUGCCUAAUUUAGAACAACUUAAAGAACUGCCAAGCAGAAGUGAGAAAAAACAAAGAAUUUUGAACAGGAUCGAACGCUCAAAAACCAAGGGCAAGAAAUGGUUCGAUAUGCCUGCGACAGAAGUAACAGAAGAAAUUCAAAAUGAUUUGAAAAUUUUACAAAUGCGUUCUGUACUGGAUCCCAAACAUUUCUAUAAAAAGAAUGAUCUGAAAGUUUUGCCGAAAUAUUUCCAGAUUGGUACCGUGCAACAUUCUGCUUUAGAUUACUAUAGCGAGCGAGAUGUACGCAAGAAUAAGAAACAUACAUUGGUGGAUGAAUUGCUGGCGGAUACAGAGGCCCAAAAGUACAUAAAACGUAAAAAUAAGGAAAUCGUAAUGAUGAAACAAAAGUACGCCCAACGUAAAGCCAUGAAAAAAAUGAAAAAGCUUAAGAAAAAUAAAUAAUUUUUGCUUUAUUCAGAAAAUA
Messenger RNA from Musca domestica (house fly), 978 nucleotides. Its product is annotated as deoxynucleotidyltransferase terminal-interacting protein 2. Lineage: Eukaryota; Metazoa; Arthropoda; Insecta; Diptera; Muscidae. Gene Ontology annotation, molecular function: RNA binding. The coding region runs from base 57 to 956 and encodes 299 amino acids. Gene Ontology annotation, biological process: RNA processing. The record is from RefSeq and is a predicted model, not a curated record. Gene Ontology annotation, cellular component: nucleolus. The transcript has 4 exons.